AUGGCCGCCUCCCCCACCGCCUCCGCCUCCGGCUCCGCGGCCGCGGCGGCGGCGGCCGCCUCCGAGGCCAACGACGGGCCCACGCUCUCCGUGGUCACCAAGCGCCUCCGCGCGCUGCGCAAGAAGCAGAACCGCAUCGCGCAGAUGGAGGAGGCCGUCGCCGCCGGCAAGACGCUCAACCAGGAGCAGAAGGAGGUGAUGCGCUCCAAGCCCACCCUCGCCGCCGUCAUCGACGAGCUCGAGCGCCUCCGCGCGCCGCUCGCCGUCGCCGUCGCUGAGGAGGUCUCCGUCGCCCCCGCCCCCGCCCCGGCCCCGGCCCCGGCCCCGGAGCCCUCCGGCUCGGAUUCCUCCGUCCAGGACCUCCUCGCGCUCGUCUACUUCGGCACCCUCUUCGACGUCAAGCCGCAGAGCGACUUCAUCGCCACCAUGGUCGCCCGCGAGCAUGAGCGGAGCAGCUGCAUCACCUACGACUGCGUCGGGGACGACACUGUGGACCUGCUCGUGGAGGGCGACCUCGACGUCGUGUCCGCUGUGGCGGCCCUUGCCGCGGCUCGCCCUGCUUCCGCGGUGGGCGUCUCCCACCGCGACGCGCUCCAGGCCUGUGCCCACCAUGCCCGCUUAUGGCUCGCCCGCGCCGACGAGCCGAUCCACCCUGGCUCCUCUGUUACUUAUGCUGCGGUGAGGGCUAAGCUGGACAGGAUCAUGGCAUCAGACUACUACACAGCAGCUGCAGUUGGAGGAGGGAGCUAUGGAGCUGAAGGUGUGCAGGCACAGGAGAGUAUGACUGCCUCACCAGAGGCAUCAGCAGUGGAGGAGAACCUAGCUGCUGAAGGUCACAAGGAGGAGAAGGAAGACUCCCAUGCUACGGAAAUUUACAAUGAUCAUCAGUCUGAUUCAGCGGACGUGCAAAAUGUGUUUCAGGAUCGUGAAGCCCCCGUGAACCCUCCCGAGGAAUAUCCCUCUGUUCAGGCAGAGCAGGAGAAGUUUGACAUGGAAGAGCAAGAUGAGAGGGAUGCUGAGCCAAAAGAGCAGCAGUUCCAGCACCCUAGGCGGUCUCAUCAGAACCAGCGGGGAGGUGGUCGUGGCAGGAGGGGGGCCUACCCCAAUGGCCGUGGCGGGCGUGGAGGCGGCCGUGGCAUGGGCGGCGGCUACCAGAAUGGGCGUGGAUACCAGGGUGGGGGUGGCGGAUACCAGGGAGGCGGUGGCGGGUACCAGAAUGGCCGGGGUGGCGGCGGCGGGUACUACAACAACAACGAAGAAGGGUACUACCAGCUGAGGAACUUCAACAACAGGGGCAGGGGCGGCCGGUCUGGCGGCGGCAACUCUUACUACAGCAACCAGGGAGGAGGCGGCGCGCAGGGAGGAGGCCACGCGUACGCCGAGAGGGUUGAGGGUUGUUGA
This is a messenger RNA of Triticum turgidum subsp. durum (durum wheat), 1401 nucleotides long. NCBI's taxonomy places the organism in Eukaryota, Viridiplantae, Streptophyta, Magnoliopsida, Poales, Poaceae. The record is from the annotation of a GenBank genome assembly.